Wallemia mellicola CBS 633.66 is the source of this 1098-nucleotide messenger RNA. RefSeq names its product PSP1-domain-containing protein. Bases 1 to 1098 code for a protein of 365 amino acids. The transcript has 2 exons. NCBI's taxonomy places the organism in Eukaryota, Fungi, Basidiomycota, Wallemiomycetes, Wallemiales, Wallemiaceae. Gene Ontology annotation, cellular component: cytoplasm. The record is from RefSeq and is a predicted model, not a curated record.
AUGAUUGAUAAUAAUAGCCAGUUGUCAUCUGAUAUCUCUGUCAAUAGAAGACCGACACUAGCAGACACUAACGAUUUAUUUAAUUUAAAUAUUAAAGAGGAUGAAUUACAUGUACCCCAGAGAAGAGGCUCUAGAUUCGAUUUCGCCAGUCAAUCCAACAAUUCCUCCCUCGGCUUAGAUGUCAACCCCUUCAAUUAUCCACUUUUCCCACCGCAGUUACCUGCUCAAUUACAGCCUAGGUUUUAUCCCCCAUUUGAUCUAUCACAGCAAUCACAGCUUCCUCAGCAAUCUCAGCCUUCCCUUAACGAUCUCGGAAAGGGCACCCCGCUUGCGAGCAUCCCCCCACAUACUACUCUUUUCAUCGUAGAAUUUAAAGCAACAAGAUCCGAUCUGUUUUACACUUUAGACUAUAACGUCGCUUCUUCGAUCAAACUUUCCGAUUUAGUAAUUGUCGAGGCCGACAGAGGAAAGGAUUUAGGAAAGGUAACAAAUGACAAACUCACAAUUGAGGAUCUCCUCAACUACCAAAAGUACCAAGCCGAUGUAGCCUUAUCCGGUAACUCCCUUAAUAGAAAACCUUCUAUUUCCCCAUUAGAUGAUGCUCCUUCACCUACGACAUCCACUAUUAACCUUCCACCACCUCACAACGAUGCCUUUGAAGCGCUUAAAUCCUUGUCCAAAGAACUCCAGCCAAAGAAAAUAUUCGCAAAAGCUUCCCCUUCUGACACCCAAUUACUCAUAACUAAACGUCAAGACGAAGCAAAAGCUUUACAAAUUUGUAUACAAAAGGUUACUCAAAGAAACUUGCCUAUGCAGGUUAUAGACGCAGAAUAUCAAUGGGAUCGUCGCAAAUUAACUUUCUACUUUAUAAGUGAGCAAAGGAUAGAUUUUAGAGAACUUGUUAGAGAGUUAUUUAGAGGUUUCAAAACUAGAAUUUGGAUGUCAAACAUUUCUGCUACCGCUUCAGCACAAUUAGUUGCAACUUUACAAGCCCAAGCACAGGCACAAGCACAAGUACAAUCUCAAUUACCUACUUUUAUUAAUAUACAAGACCCACCUUCGCCAUUGACGACUCCAACUACGAUCACUCACAAGUAA